CGACUAGACGUCGACUAGCAUAUUGUUCAGAUAAUUAUGCUGAUUAUUUACAUAUAACUAGUCAAUGUGUACCAAGUAGAUCUAUUGGAAAUAUAUCACAUGUACCGACAUAUGAUAUUUGCGAUACAAAUAGUUCAAUUGAAAAUAUGAAUGGCAUUAUUUCAAGUCCAAAUUUUCCAAGUUAUCAACAAACAGCUAAUGAAUGCAAAAGAAGGCUCAACGGUGUUCUAGAUCGAAUCCUUAAAAUUUGGAUUAAUGAAAUGGCUAUAUCAAAUGGUGGUCAACGUCAUUCAGAUGUUAUAGAUGAAGAUUCAGGUGAACCAGAUUUAGUUAUUUAUAAAAAUUAUGAUACAAAGCAUUUAGAUGAGUUAGAAGAAAUGCAUCCGUCUAUUCGUGAUACUUGUAUAAAUGAUUAUUUAAUAAUAAAUGCUCCACAUGUCGCUUAUGUCUAUUGUGGUACACGAAAAUUAGCUAUUCUUCCAAUUUGUACUACUGCUAUUGAUAUUCAGUACAAAACAUCAUCACCACCAAAUCUUUUCUAUAAAGGUUUUAAACUUUACUUUGAAUGGAUUCCAAAACCAAUAGAUUUGGUAUGUCCUGGUACAUCUCCUGCAACAACAAUGACAUCUGUUAAUACGACAUUGCCGAUUUGGGCACAAAAUUUACAAAUUUCACCUAUAUUUUCUGCACAUGUUUGCCUCGGCUCGUCAAUAACUUUACAAUGUCCUCGUGAUUCUGAUUAUGUUCUCUCCAUCGUUCAAUCAAUGUAUGGUGUAACAGCUACAGGUUUAUGUGGAAAUCCAUCACCAGCGGACUGUCUUCAAGAAGCUUCACUUGGACUAACGUGUGCACAAUCCUGUUAUAUUGGAUAUUAUAUUCCGAAACCGUUGGUUCAAUGCCAAUCAAAAAAUGCUGAUUAUAUUCUUAUAGAUUAUCAAUGCAUACCAAUGCGUUUACCCAAUAAUGACAAUACUAUCGAUAUAUGCAAUUCAACAAUAGCAAAUACAAUCGCAUUAGAUACCGUUAUGAUGAUGAUCAGUCCACAAUAUCCUACAUUGGACGGUGUGCAUAAUUGUUCAAAAACGAUCGAAGCAUCACCAAAUAAACGAUGGAUGAUUUCUAUCGUUGAUCUAUUUUUGGAAGAACAAAGUCAUAUUGGUGAUUGUGAUGUGUCAUCAUUAACAAUUGUUGAUGAAAAAGAUCAGGUGGUGAUGUGUGGUUUAAGACAACCUGAAUUAGUUAUGGUCACUUAUGGAAAUAUAGUUGAAUUUAAAUUUAUUUCAACUCACCAAGCCCUUGGUUAUCGUGGUUUCAAGGUUUAUGCUGAAACUAUUAUGAACUUAUCUAAUGUGACAAUAUCAACAAUGACCACAACAACAGCAGCAACGACACGAAGAACAUCGCCUCCCAUUACUACUUUCCUAUCAGUUAGUUUGCAAAUUCCUGUUUAUGGUGGAACAACAACAAACAAUGGUACCCGUCAAUACUGUAAAUUUCCAUUUAUAUAUCAAGGCAAUCCACAAUCCAAUUGCUUAACAGUAGACCCACCAAUUCCAGCACCGGGAGAAGGUCUUCAAGAGCCUUGGUGUUCAUUAACAAGUAAUUUCGAUACUGAUGGUGAAUGGGGUUUUUGUGACUUACGUGUUACCGAUGCAACAGUGUAUGAUAUAUGCCGUAGCCAAUCCCAACUACUUAGCUGUCCAUCAGGUUACGUUAUCGAUAUAAUAACAUCUGAUUAUGCAACUAAACCCGAUGGAAAUAUUGGUGCAGGUGCAUGUGCUUAUGAUAAGAAUGAUUGUUUUCAAAGUGAUUCAUCGACUAUUCAAAAUACAUGUGCAGGUCGACUAUCAUGUAUGGUAUAUCAUUUUGCUAAAACUUUAGCAACAUGUGAAAAUCGACCAUCUGCUUAUUUACACAUUGGUUAUACCUGCGUACCGAAUAAUAUAACUAGUAUAACUACAUACAACCUAUGUGAUAAUAGUUCAUUGCCACAAAUGAAUACCAGUCGUGGAUUUAUAACUUCACCUAAUUUUCCAACUACACCAAGCAAUAUUGAUUGUACAUUCAAUUUACAAACAUUAAAACCAUAUGAAGAUAUUUAUCUUUAUAUACUCGAUAUGGAUUUGAAUAGUCCGAAUCUUAUUGGACAGAGUUGCACGAAAGAUCGAUUUAUUGUUUCGUCUGAUAAUAAUGUUAUGGAGAUGUGUGGUAGAUCAUAUACAAAUUUUUUACUUAGCACAUGUCAUUCAUCUGUAUUGUUACAAUUGAUUCGAGCAUCGGAUGCUAGAGGACGUGGUGUGAAACUUUAUUUUGAAUUUCGAGGAAGAUCACCACAAGACAUAUGCCCAGAAAUAAUUGCAACCAGUUCAACUUUGCAACCUACUCCACCAACAGGCCUAACAACUAUGCCGGAACCAAGUCAAUCUAUUGGCCCAUCUCCACAUUAUUUUACAACUUUAUGUUUUCCAGAUAUUUCAUCUUUAUUUGGUAGAAAUAAUUUUCAAUGUCAAACAAAUUAUAUCCUUGUUAUUCUUCGAGCAGUUUAUGGUAGAGGUAGUCGCUGUGAUUACAGUCCUGGCGAUUGUACAAGUGAAGCUGACAAUGUUUAUCGACUAUGUUCAGGAAAACAAAAAUGUUCUGUUCCAUUUUUAAAUCCAGUUACUUUACCUGAAUGCAAUGGAGUUACUGCUAGCUAUCUUUUCGUUGAAUAUCAAUGUUUACCAACGCCAACGAUCGUUUCAAAUACUGCAGAUUUAUGUACAGGUCAAAUAAGUGAUUUCAAUGGAACGAGUGGUAUAUUGCAGAGUACAUCGUAUCCAUCGUAUACACAAACGCAAUGUGCUAAUGCAACAUUAAGUUCAUUAGAUGGUUCUAAUCUUGUUAUGCACAUGUAUUUAAUUGAUCUCAGUAUCAGUGCAUCUGAUCCUCAUACUGGUGAAUGUUUGAAUGAUUACUUAGAAUUAUCUUAUCAAUGUAAUCAUAUCGCAUAUACUAGACGUUUAUGCGGUACACGUUCAACAGAACUGUUAUUUCGAACAUGUUUACCAACAGAUAAAAUAUUCGCUUCAUAUAAUUUAUUAGGUAAUGAUUCUCAAUCUCAACGUGGUUUUGCGUUACUUUAUCAUCUUGUACCAAGAGAUAGCGUGCCUACAAUAAAAACAACAACAGCUAGUACUACAACUACGUUGACAUCCUCUGGUAUUGGUGCUGUUAGUACCCCUAUUCAACUAUCGACGAUAUGUGUUCAGAAAUCUUUAUCUUUACGAUGUGAUCAACCUGGAUAUGUUCUUGUUUUACAUAAAAUACAGCUUGGCGUAAGUACAACAGCCAGCUGUAAUUAUUCUUUGGAUGAUUGCUUUGAGGAUUAUACUAGUUUCUACAAUAAUUGCACUGGCACAGCAAUGUGCGAUAUAUUUUCUCCUUUAACACAAAUAGCAUCAUGUAAUAAUUCUCAAUCAAAUUAUUUAUAUGCUGAACAUCAAUGUAUUCCAGCAAGUACAAAACUUGAUCUUGAUAUAUGUUCAUCGGCAGGCUCAAUUCAAAUAGUUACAGAUAGCACAAUCAUUUCAUCAUUGAAUUAUACAUCAAAAGAGAAAGAAUGCAAAGUAGAAUUGCGAACAAAUUCAUUAUUACCGAGUCAAACUCAGAGAGGAUUUAAGGUCUAUAUUCUUACAUUAAACUUGCCAAUUGAGCAUUCCCAAGAUUCGCAAUGUGAUCCCGAUGAUCCAUCUAUUGAAAUUGAUGAUCCUGAAUCCGGUUUGACACGUUUAUGUGGUGAUAGUUAUACCCGGUUUUUAUUUGAAACAUGCUCAAAUACAAUUGAAAUUCGAUAUAAAAAUACUCUUGUGAAUACUACUGCAGUAGAAUACAAAGGUUUCGAAAUUUAUGUUGAAUCUAUUGAAAAUGAUGAAUGUCGCUUAAUAAAUACGAUUGAUACAACAUAUGCAUCGGUGGGACUUACAUCGACGACGACUGUCAUCCGAGAUUUCAACACUACAAUUUCUACACCAAAUUUACCUCUAAUAAUAGGUCUUUCGGUCGGCCUUAGUGUUCCUAUUGUAUUAGGAGCCAUUCUUGGUCUCAUCUAUUAUAUAAAAGUUGUCAUGCCCAAGAAAAAAGUAUUCAUCAGUAACGCUGCUCGUAAUGAAAUACCAAUGACAGCAAAAUAA
Molecule: messenger RNA, 4169 nt
Organism: Rotaria socialis
Lineage: Eukaryota; Metazoa; Rotifera; Eurotatoria; Philodinida; Philodinidae
Source: the annotation of a GenBank genome assembly